AUGCAACGACGGUUGUACCGUGGAGGUGGACCGAUUUAUGAGAGAGAGGGAGAACCCCCGACAUUUAUGGGAGUUGGUGGACAAAAUUAUUUUGGCCAGAGGGUAGGGAUUUCGCCGGAAGGUGAAGAGAAGCUAGAGUUCAGCGCCGGAGGAUGUUCGCUAGGCAGGGGGCCACCGGCCACGGCGUUUUGGUGGGGGAGGGGGGGAGAGGGGGAGAUGGAAGAGCAAACUUUAGUUGGGAGGAAAAAUCCUCGGACUCGUCCUUUAGGGGCGAUUAUAAAAGUCAAGGCACAAGCAAAGAAAGCAAAGGUGGAUGAGGCAACUUCAGAAAAAUCUUUGGUUGCGGUGAGAGAAGCUAUUACUGUUGGUGGAGGAAAUCCGGUGGGAAAACACAAUAAUGUUGAUACAGAAAACAUCUUAGAGUCGAAGAAAACACCUACACCCAAUAAUGUGGAUGUGGAUACAGAAAAGGUAUUGGAGUCGGCGAGAACAUCUGCUAUGGGGGAUAGUAAGGUGUUGCAUGUCGUUUCUAAUAGUGGCCUGGUUUCCUACAGUGAUGAAAGUGAAGAGGAUGAUUAG
Messenger RNA from Ilex paraguariensis (yerba mate), 579 nucleotides. The record is from the annotation of a GenBank genome assembly. Lineage: Eukaryota; Viridiplantae; Streptophyta; Magnoliopsida; Aquifoliales; Aquifoliaceae.